Cololabis saira (Pacific saury) is the source of this 1572-nucleotide messenger RNA. Its product is annotated as phosphatidylinositol transfer protein alpha isoform-like. The coding region runs from base 197 to 1006 and encodes 269 amino acids. The transcript has 12 exons. Gene Ontology annotation, cellular component: cytoplasm. NCBI's taxonomy places the organism in Eukaryota, Metazoa, Chordata, Actinopteri, Beloniformes, Belonidae. The record is from RefSeq and is a predicted model, not a curated record. Gene Ontology annotation, biological process: phospholipid transport. Gene Ontology annotation, molecular function: phosphatidylinositol transfer activity; phosphatidylcholine intramembrane carrier activity; phosphatidylinositol binding.
UCAUAACAUCACACCUAAUACAUUUAACACAGUAGAGAAGGUGAAGCUGUUCGUUUUCCGAGUGUACGUAAACUUGACGUGUAGUUACCUGACAGCAGGUGGGCGUCUCCGCGUCCAGGUCUCCGCGCCUUCCAGGAAGAAAAGCUGUCAAACCCAGUCCAGACUCGGAGCUUCAGUCUCUGUCCUCACGCUCAACAUGCUGAUCAAAGAGUUCCGGAUUGUCCUGCCCAUCUCAGUGGAAGAGUACCAGGUGGGCCAGCUGUAUUCAGUAGCAGAAGCUAGUAAGAGUGAAACAGGUGGAGGAGAUGGUGUGGAGGUGCUUGUAAAUGAGCCAUACGAGAAUGAUGGAGAGAAGGGGCAGUACACCCACAAGGUCUACCACCUGCAAACCAAAGUACCAAACUUUGUCCGUGUGCUGGCUCCAAAAGGUUCUCUGGAGGUUCAUGAGAAGGCCUGGAACGCAUAUCCCUACUGCCGAACCAUCCUUACAAACACUUACAUGAAGGACAAGUUCAUGAUUAAGAUUGAGACAUGGCACAGGCCUGAUACAGGAGACCAGGACAAUGUGCAUGGACUUGACAAAAGCACAUGGGAAACAGCUGAGGUCAUUGAUAUUGACAUUGCUGACAAAAGCUGCAUCAGUGCAAAGGACUACAAACCCGAUCAGGAUCCAGCCAUCUUUAAGUCAGAGAAGACGGGUAGAGGGCCUCUGGGACCCAACUGGAAGGAAGAACUCGCCAACAACCCUAACUGUCCACACAUGUGUGCCUAUAAGCUAGUCACUGUGGAAUUCAAGUGGCUGGGACUACAGAGUAAGAUGGAAAACCUUAUUCAAAAGGUGGAGAAGCGUUUGUUCACCCACUUUCACAGACAGCUGUUCUGCUGUAUCGACGACUGGAUUGAUCUCACAAUGGAUGACAUACGGCGUAUGGAGGAGGAGACCAAGAAAGAGCUGGAUGAGAUGAGGAAGAACGAUGAAAUUAAAGGGAUGUCAGUUGAUGAGUAAUGGAAGUGCCUCAGUCUCUCUGAAACUGGCGACUUGGACUGCAGCCAGCUCAGAAUAUGCUCACAGGACUUGGCUGGAACCACAACUGUUUCUAAGGCAUAAUCAAAAAUACAACCCUUAAAUCCUAAUAAAGAAUUUGCUCUUAAUAAGAGCUCGGUAUUGUUAAGCAAUUGUGCAUAUUUAUGCUCUACAUUUGAAUACAACUGCAGGUUCUUUUAGUGUUGUGAAAGGGGCAAGCUGAGACAUCUGUCUUUCCUAUAGAUAAAAUAUUCUUGUUUAUGUGGGUCUGCUGGUACUAAAUGUUGAAGCAUUAGGGCAAAGGUGAGGGUAGUUUACAAAGCAACAUUAUGUAAUCUUUUUUUUUUUAGUAUUGUUGGAAUUUAUACGUUUUGUUCACCUUCUAUAGGUGUUAUGAAUAAUAAGCAAUUUUGGACAUAUUUAAAAUUGACUGGCAAAUGAAUAAUCUCUUUCUCAAAGGCGUCUUGUCAUGUAUUCAAUUAAAUUAUCUGGCCUUUAACAUUAGUUGUGAUUAUGCAGUAUAUUAAAAGCAAUUCAGUUUUUCUUUG